Messenger RNA from Gigantopelta aegis, 1842 nucleotides. RefSeq names its product zinc finger protein 485-like. NCBI's taxonomy places the organism in Eukaryota, Metazoa, Mollusca, Gastropoda, Neomphalida, Peltospiridae. Bases 118 to 1596 code for a protein of 492 amino acids. The record is from RefSeq and is a predicted model, not a curated record. The transcript has 4 exons. Gene Ontology annotation, biological process: regulation of transcription by RNA polymerase II. Gene Ontology annotation, molecular function: RNA polymerase II cis-regulatory region sequence-specific DNA binding; DNA-binding transcription factor activity.
UAACUCCCAUGCGUUGUGAUUAUUUAUGGAAAAACAGUUAUUGUUAGUAAACUGUGUCAGUGAUCAAAGGUUUUAAUCGAUCUGUUUAAGAUGUGAAGAAACAAAACAGUUAACAGAAUGGAUAAAGAGUAUUCUGUACACUUUUUCUCUUGUCUGGUAGAAGCAAUGCAAAAAUGUUGCCAAGAUUGUUUACAAUUUGAACAGGCAGUGGAGCUGAGUGGCUACCUUUCUCUAGAGAUAGACAAUUACAAGAAGGAGAGAUAUGUUCUCAGUGAGAUGGUUCACAGUACUGGUGAUGUGAUCAGUGAGAGCUACUGUGUGAAAGCCUUCAAGACUAUGAAACAUAAAACAUUGUAUACAAAAGCACCACGAAUGUGUGAAGCUCCAAGAAACAUCCCAAUCAAAGCUGCUGACGUUCAGCCUGAACGAAUGGACAGUGUUGUGUAUCCUGAUGAAAUAGUUACUCACUAUGAAGAUAAUCUAGUACAGGCUUUACAACACCAUGGGACACUGACAUCCUUGAAGCAUCAAACAAUAUUAUCAUCAAGUUCAGGACAUUCCAGGGGUACAAGUCCUUCAGAAGCAUCUGUGAAAUUGUGUUUGAAAAAUUCAUCACCUACCUUGCACCCUUCAUCAGCUGAAUUGUCUUCAGAUAGGAUUUAUUCAGGUAUACAAGCAGAGCCUGGUGACUCUGGAGAUACACAGUCAACUUUCCACAACUCACAUCAAAGUCACAUUCAGCCAAGGACGUGUAUUCAGUUAUCAGGAACAGAGUGUGGCAGUCCUCCAGUCAAUGUAAAUGCAUCUUGCAGUGUGUUGAGUAAUUCUAGUUGUAACCAGAGGAAGGAAGAAGUAUCCAUGUCUGAGAGUCAUAAAGCUGUUCAGAAAAAGACUGGCCAGAGUUUAGAGCUCAGAGCGGUCAAACGAAGUGCCCCAGUUAUAGACAUUUCUGUUAGGUGUAAAAAAGAAAGGAGGGGUUGUGAUAAUUCCAUACUGCUCAGCACUGCUGAAGAAUCAAAUGAUCUUUUGUCUUAUACUUCAUCACAAGUCCAUACCGUUGAGCUAGAAAACAUACAACUGAAGGUGGAAGAUGAAAUUGUAUGUCUUGAUGAUGAAGACAAACAUUCCAAUGUAGAACAAGAAGGUUUUCAAAUGGAUGCUGGUGUUUAUUUAAACCAUUCAACAGUAUCAGAAACUUCAACUACAGCAACCGAAAGCAGGCUUGAUCAUAGCUUUUCUAGCUCUGAAAAAUAUCUUUCACAGAAUACUACAUUACAUUGCUACUUGAGCAAGUUGUCAGGAAGCCACAGGAACAAGAUUUCUUCCUCCAGCUUGAAUCACGGAACAUUCCACAAGUGUGACGAGUGCAACUACAAGACCCUAUACACAACUCAUCUGAGAAACCACCAAAAGAUACACACCAGAGAAUUCUUCCCUUGUCAUUUGUGUCCUCGCAAGUUUGCCGACAAAAGCCAGCUUGUGUAUCACCUCAAGAUCCAUGCUGGCCGACUGACUUGCACAGUGUGUCAAAAACGGUUUCCAUCACUUAAGGUGAUGAAACAACACCAGCAGCUGCACAGAGAUGGGAAGGCUUGAAUCAGCUGCCGCAUAAUAUGUUGACCUUUUGUUUGUUUCUUUUAUGUUGUUAUUAUUGGGUAUUUUCUCCAACAUGCCACACUGAUUAAAUUUGUUAAAAGUCUUGAAUUCAUUAUGAAUGGGAAUACCACAACUCAGUAAAUUGUAUUUGAAGAUUUCUUGAGCAUUUUUGGCCAAAGAAUGUGCUAGAUUGUAGUUUUUCGCUUAUUAAAAACUAAUGCUAGAAUAUAGCAUUGCGUAAUCAGU